CUUGCCGUUCUGUACAAAUUAAAACUGCAAAGUCUUCUUAUGACAAAUAUUUUUUUGUUCUCUAAUAAAUUUUAGUAUAAUUGAAUCUCUUCUGCGCCCAGUACAUUAAUAACAGUCCAGUUAUGUAAACAAACGUAAAUAUUAGCUCAGCCUUAUGUAGGUGCUAAUUGUUCUGAUUUCUUGAGCACCGUUAAACGAAAUCCUCGAGAGCAUUGGGUACGUUGUGAACAAUUACAGUUUGAACCAUGUUGCGUCUAGUCAGCUUAAUAGUCUUCUUUUUUGGAAAUUCAGUUAUCUGUCAAAUUCAGUGGUUGGACAAUAAUGAUAAUAAUGUUAUGACAACGCAGAAUUCAAUGCUUCAAGGAAGAUUUUUCCCGCUAUUCAGUGUUAUUCGUUUUGCAAAUUCACAAUGUCUGGCUAACAACAAUUUAAAUGGCACUUGUUUCACCAGAAGAGAAUGUCGUGACUAUGGUGGAACACCAUCUGGUACUUGUGCAAAUACACAUGGUGUUUGCUGUGUUUUUCAAAAAACAUGCAGUUCCACUACAAAUAUAAAUAAUACAUAUUUUACAAAUCCAGAAUACCCAACAACUUAUGAAGGUACUGGAAGAUGUACAAUAACAGUGCAACGUUGUAAUUCAAAUAUAUGUCAAUUACGUUUGGACUUUCUAGAAUUUAGUCUUGCUUCACCAAAUGCUAGCGGCAUUUGUGAUUAUGAUCUUCUUUUGGUUUCUGGAUCUGGUACUUUAGUACCUCGAAUUUGUGGAGAAAAUGCAAACCAACAUGUAUAUGUCGAUUUCAAUGGUGAUACACCUAUUAUGAUUUCAAUUGAUACUAAUUCUGAGUAUGCUACGGAUCGUCGCUGGAAUAUAAGAAUUCAGCAGAUACCUUGUGAUUCUACAUCUAAAGCUCCAAAUGGGUGCUUACAGUAUUAUGAUACUGUUUCAGGCACUGUAACAAGCUUCAAUUACGGCACAACACAAAAUCCAAGAGCACCAGAACUUGGUACUAGACAGAUUGCAAAUACAAAUUAUGGUGUGUGUGUACGAAUGGCACAAGGAUAUUGUGCUAUUGAAUGGUCUCAAACAAAUCCAAAUUCAUUUUCUGUUUCUGGAGAUACAGGUUCUUUCGAUUCUACCACUAUAGGUACCGAAUUUGCAGCAGAAUCAGGGACAGAUUGUACUAAAGAUUUCGUUAUCGUUCCACAUCCAUAUGUAAAUGGUAGUCCAGUUGGCGUAGAGCGAUUUUGCGGUAACGGUUUUGUAACCAAAACAUCAUAUUCUAAACCAUUUGUCUUGUAUGUUAUUACAAAUGGAGACGAGGAGGGAGAAAUUGAAAAUAAAGGAUUUUCACUAACAUAUCGUCAAGUACCUUGUGCAGUUUGAACUAAAAAGUACCUCCAUUUUGUACACAACUUAUGUAGCAUAAUACAAUUAAUUGUGUACUAUGUAUCUUAAUCAAUGUAAUUUUAAAAUAAGUAAAAAUUAAGUUUAUAAUAAAAU
Messenger RNA from Megachile rotundata (alfalfa leafcutting bee), 1502 nucleotides. RefSeq lists its product as uncharacterized. NCBI's taxonomy places the organism in Eukaryota, Metazoa, Arthropoda, Insecta, Hymenoptera, Megachilidae. The record is from RefSeq and is a predicted model, not a curated record.